Messenger RNA from Pangasianodon hypophthalmus (striped catfish), 1656 nucleotides. It is a transcript of the gene bola3, whose product is annotated as bolA family member 3. The transcript is spliced from 4 exons. The coding region runs from base 151 to 477 and encodes 108 amino acids. NCBI's taxonomy places the organism in Eukaryota, Metazoa, Chordata, Actinopteri, Siluriformes, Pangasiidae. The record is from RefSeq and is a predicted model, not a curated record.
UAUUCGUGCGACAACAACAGCCGUCCGGGCAUGACUUUUCCCGUCGAGAUAUUAGGCGCACCGUGAAGAAUUUUGUUUUGUUUUGUUUUGUUUAAUGAUAUCAGUCGGUGUAGUAGUCAGGUCCGGGAUGUCUCUUCACAGACUACUAAGAUGCAAAUACAGUUUAAUCAUUGUCACUGGCACAUGCAGACUCUUCAUGCAGUAUCGUGGAGACAGACACAGAGGUCUUUUUCGACCAGCACAGAAGGAGAGAUCCACAUUACCAAAGUACUGAAGGAGAAGUUUCCCCAAGCCUCAUCUCUCAAAGUUGUGGAUAUAUCUGGCGGCUGCGGAGCGAUGUAUGAAAUCCACAUCGAGUCAGAUGAAUUCCGAGGGAAAAGAAUAGUACAGCAGCACCAGUUAGUGAAUCAGGCACUCAAAGAAGAGAUUAAAGGAAUGCACGGACUGCGGAUCUUCACGGAUGUCCCAAAGAAGUAGAAUCUGCACUAGAGUUCUUCACGUCACCAAGCCCAGAUUCAAGCUGGAAACUGGUGCCAUUUGUUAGACCUGAUUAUCACAUAUGAAGAUAUAUUUUAAGUAUUUACAGAUAAACUAUUACAUGAUAUUUAAAGAAGCUGGAAACAUCUAGGAAACCUUUUAAGGAAAAGGGUUAAUGGGCCUCAUUUAUCAAUCAUUUAAUACAGCUGUGUGUAAAUUUUUGUAGGUUAGACCAAACUAAAAAUUCCUGCCAGAUUUACAAAAGAUUCAGAUUUUCUUUGUACUCACAUGCGUAUGUCGAUAAUACCAGUCAGACGUAAAUUACCAAGUGUGCUCACGACAAAGCUGAUUUACAGUUAGUGAUGCCCACAAAAAGCUCACAGAGCUAAAAAUGACCAAAAAUGAUGACUAAACGGUGAAAGAGUGCCUCCCAAGUGUGGCAUGCACUAAAUCUUCCAGUAUUUCAGCUUUACCACUGCAGCGCAUCAGCCACUAUACUCACAAUAACACUUCCCCCGUGUAGAGGGUGUCAUUACUUUUGUAAUGUAACCUGAUUGAAUGGCUAGUCUUACUCAUCUUAAUUUAUGGAUAUUGUGGACUGUUUUCUUUACAUCGUUAAUCUGAAAUGACUAAAUUUCACAUUCAAAUAAGCAAUUUAAACUUUACCACGUAAUUCGUAUCUAUAGAAUUGCAAUUGUAUGAUUUGAAGCCCAUCAGUCGAGGUUAGUGAGUCUCCUUAUACAUUUACACAAACUCCUAGGAUAUGAAAGUUUUUUCAAACUAAGUGGAUUUUCAUGAAUUUUCAACCACAUUUCAUGUGUAAAUGCUCCGGUGAAAGAUUUAGUUAUAAAUUCUUUGUAUCCAGCUUGAUCAAUGAGGCCCAUUGUUGUUGGAAUUCUACAGUACGCACAAAAUGUGACUUGAAUGCUGCAAUGCGCACAAAAAUGACACAAUAUCACAAAGCCACUGAUGUAGCCUGAGAAAACGACCUAGAAAGCAACUAAGAAUAGCUGUUAGCGUUAUUCACUGAUACACCAAUGAUACUUGACUAAACGUAAAUAAUUGCUUUCAAACACUAUUGCGUUUGUUAUUAUUUAUGACACUUCUGUGUUUUUCUCUGUGCUUUGAUUAGGAUGAUUAGGAACUGAAAGCCAUUAAAUCCACUUCCUUUUCAGUUGU